This is a messenger RNA of Magallana angulata, 797 nucleotides long. RefSeq lists its product as uncharacterized. Lineage: Eukaryota; Metazoa; Mollusca; Bivalvia; Ostreida; Ostreidae. The transcript is spliced from 4 exons. Bases 27 to 413 code for a protein of 128 amino acids. The record is from RefSeq and is a predicted model, not a curated record. Gene Ontology annotation, cellular component: membrane.
UAAUCUCAAAACCCAAUAAUUUCGAUAUGGAACAACAUGCUCACACUCAUCCUUACGGGCAGAAUGACCCACCCCAAUCUCUCGGGUCUCCACAUCUGCAGCAUGCUAAAGAAAACUCACCAACUGUGACCAUCGUAAGAGCAGGCGGAUUUCAACAAGUACCAGCUGCCACCACUGUCCCAGAGCGUGACUGGACAUAUCCGGCCGUUCUUGCCACUUUCUUCUUCUUCCCGUUAGGAAUCUGCGCCAUUAUCUUUCUUAUUAAUGCCAAGUUUCAGCUUCGCGCUGGUGACACUGAGGGAGCGAGAACCAGUACCGUCUGGGCCAGGCGUUUGACCUUGGCAUCAUAUAUGGCUGGAACCGUGGGUUUGGUCAUUUUACUCAUAGUGCUUUAUGUUUCGGUGUGGCCCUAACAAUUAAAGAAACAAUCAUGUCAACAGACCAGUGAAAACAGACACAAUUGGGAUUUUUAAUAAAUGAUAAUGCUUGAUUUGUACAUACAAUGCCUUUUUCAAAAAUUGGAAUACGAUAUUAUGCAUUUUUUAAAUACAUGUAACAUUGUUCAAAUGUUAAUUUAGCCCAUUCGUUUUAGAGAAGAAGUCAAAAGUUAACAGACGGACGGACGACGGAAUACGAAUGGUCAGAAAAGCUCACCUGAACCGAGGGUUCUGUUGAGCUAAUGAUGUUGCUUUGUUCCUCUUUGGGUUUUUUCCAAAAUGUUCUGACUAUAUAACAUUGUACCUUUUUUAAUAUCUAAAUGAGGUUGAGCAGAGAAUAAACUUUCCGGAUAAUUUAAU